This is a messenger RNA of Astyanax mexicanus (Mexican tetra), 3828 nucleotides long. It is a transcript of the gene slc2a1a, whose product is annotated as solute carrier family 2 member 1a. NCBI's taxonomy places the organism in Eukaryota, Metazoa, Chordata, Actinopteri, Characiformes, Acestrorhamphidae. Gene Ontology annotation, biological process: monosaccharide transmembrane transport; response to insulin. Bases 270 to 1748 code for a protein of 492 amino acids. Gene Ontology annotation, cellular component: apical plasma membrane; basolateral plasma membrane. Gene Ontology annotation, molecular function: hexose transmembrane transporter activity. The record is from RefSeq and is a predicted model, not a curated record. The transcript has 10 exons.
CCGGCUUAUUCUAACCGGAGAGAUGCAGCAGCGGUGUGAACAGCUUUACUGAGAGAGAUAUGAAGAGUCAGUGUGAGAGCAGCCCGAGGAGAUGACCUGUGGAUAAAUAUUACUUCAUUCAUCCCUUUAACUGCGAGUUAUUAUUAUUUAUUUUAGUUUUAUACCUUGUUAGGGGUUUAUUUUCUAUUCUGAAGAAGAGCUGAGGAGUUUCAGCACUUGUCGAUUUAACGAGCAGGAGGAAGAAAACGGGCUCUGAUAACCUGCACAGCAUGGAGUCCGACAGAAAGCAUGUGACAGUGCAGCUGAUGGUGGCCGUUGGCACAGCAGUGAUUGGCUCUUUACAGUUCGGCUACAACACCGGUGUUAUCAAUGCGCCUCAGACGACUAUUGAAAGUUUCUACAACGAGACUUGGUUUAACCGCUAUUCCGAAUAUAUCCCUGAAAGCUCUCGCACUGCGCUCUGGGCUUUAUCGGUCUCCAUCUUCUCUGUGGGAGGCAUCUUUGGUUCCUUCUCAGUGGGGCUCUUCGUCAAUCGCCUGGGCAGGAGGAACUCAAUGCUCAUUGCUAAUGUUCUGGCCUUCAUAGCAGCUGGGUUAAUGGGCUUCUCCAAGCUGGCCGCAUCUUGGGAGAUGCUGAUCAUUGGUCGGCUGAUUGUGGGCCUUUACUCUGGCCUGUCUACAGGCUUUGUGCCGAUGUAUGUUGGUGAAAUUGCUCCGACGACUCUACGUGGGGCACUGGGAACGCUUCAUCAGUUGGGCAUUGUCAUAGGUAUCCUGAUGGCACAGGUCUUUGGCAUUGACUCUAUCAUGGGAAAUGCUACAAUGUGGCCUUUCCUUCUGGGCUUCACCUUCAUCCCUGCCUUGAUUCAGUGUGCCCUCCUGCCUUUCUGCCCAGAGAGCCCUCGCUUCCUGCUAAUCAAUCAGAACGAGGAGAACAAAGCCAAGACUGUUCUGAAAAAGCUGCGGGGCACAGACGAUGUGGGAGCAGACAUCCAGGAGAUGAAGGAGGAGAGCCGGCAGAUGAUGAGGGAAAAGAAGGUGACCAUCCCUGAGCUGUUCCGCUCCCCACUCUAUCGUCAGCCGCUCAUAAUCGCCAUCAUGCUGCAGCUCUCCCAGCAGUUCUCCGGCAUCAACGCUGUGUUUUAUUAUUCCACGAGCAUUUUCAAAAAAGCAGGAGUGACCUAUCCUGUGUAUGCUACCAUUGGUGCAGGGAUUGUGAACACAGUAUUUACUGUAGUAUCACUGUUUGUAGUGGAGAGAGCAGGUCGGAGAUCACUGCACCUUGUUGGGCUGAUGGGAAUGGCUGUGUCUGCUGUGGUCAUGACUGUUGCAAUGGCGCUAACUGAGAAAUAUCAAGGUCUUUCCUAUGUCAGCAUCGUGGCCAUCUUUAUUUUCGUGGCAUUCUUUGAGAUUGGACCAGGUCCUAUUCCAUGGUUCAUCGUAGCUGAGCUCUUCAGUCAAGGCCCACGACCCUCUGCUUUUGCCGUGGCUGGAUUCUCCAACUGGACUGCUAACUUUAUAGUGGGAAUGUGCUUCCAGUAUGUAGAGCAACUGACAGGCCCGUACGUCUUCAUCAUCUUCACCGUGCUGCUGCUCAUCUUCUUCGUCUUCACCUACUUCAAGGUGCCUGAGACCAAGGGCCGGACGUUUGAUGAAAUCUCGGCAGGCUUCCGACAGAACAGCGGCUCUGGAGCUGGGAAGUACACUCCGGAUGAGCUCAAUGCACUGGGGGCUGAUUCUCAGCUCUAAAACAGCUUCUGCAUAGUACUCCCACAGUAUUCUGAUAGACUGACCCAGUGGGUGUCCUCUGAGAUGAGAUGAGAUGACAUGACAUGAGAUGAAGUCUCAGAGAAAGAAGAUCCUGUAGAAUGUAGGGCGAGGGUAGGUGCAUUUAUCUCCAGCAGGGGGAGUUGUUCAGCCAAGUGGAAACGAUAGGAAGCCUGUGACUGCCUGACUGUGUGUAUAUAAAUAUUUUUUUUAACCACAUGUAUAUUUGAAAAGUAUUAUUAUGAUUCUUUUUCUGCUGAGAGAAGGAAGGGUGCCCCUCCAUUUGUCUUUUUGUAGUGAGAAUUUGGAAUUAGACAGUUCAUGAAUGCUGCACCCCCAUGUUUUCCACUUAGCAGUGGUUCUACCACUGAGCACUUUCCUCAGCACAUUCCCUACUGAAGAGGAGCACCUUUUUUAUCUUUUAUUUACCAUAGGUUUUUAUUACAAUUAUUGAAUAUGCUGUUUAAACCGUGUAUUAUACUGAUACUUGGCAACACAAGCAAAGCAGGGUUCAGUGGUGGGUUAUAAUGCCGAACAGGCUUUUAUUUUAAGGUAUGUGUAAUAGAUGUGUAAUAGAUGCAAAUACAGUUAUGCUUGAAAAUAUCCACUUUUAAACGUGACAUAUUUAUGCUCACAAACUUUCAAGCACCACUGAACAUCUUCAUUCUAGUUGUUGUUUAAAGGUCUCAUUCCGUCGUUUUUUUCAUUCAUUUUAAAAUGUCUGGUUGUGGUCUUUAGAAUGAAAAAAUUGCUCCGGUGAUCCAGUAUAACGCUGCUUUAGUUCGCUGCUUUAAGAGAAGUGGGGGGUGGGAGGUAGAGUCUCUGUAAAACACAAAAUCCACUGGAGAUCCUAUGUAAACCUAUGUAAACCAGACUCGUUUUUCUAAAUAUUUUCUUUUACUAGCUACUGCAGACAAUGGAGUUUGAGGAACAGUUUUGUGUGCAGCAUCCAUAUAAAACUCAGAGAGACCUAUAGUUUUUCACAAAGAACAAGAAAAAGUAGACCAGAAAAUUGAAGAAACAUUUUUUUCUGAAGAUCCUGUUACCUUGACUAGACCAAGCCCUUAUUGACCUACUUUUUAUAAAUAGUUAUAUUAUAAUUUAUUUAUACUUAUACAUUCAGAACCACUAUUAAUUUAUGUAAUUCGUCAUUUAAUUACAUUAUAACAAAACAUUUUACAUAUAUUUACAUUAAUAGUUUGCAAAGUUGCAAUGACAAUACGAUAUACUAUAUGGACAAAAGUAUUGGGACACCUGCUCAUUCAUUGUUUCUUCCAAAAUCAAUGAAGUUUGUGUAGAUUGUGGACCAGUGCUGUGAGGAUUUGUAAGGUUGUUGGCUGUUGGAUGGCCAACAUUCCACCUUAUGCCUAAAUAACCAUCAAAAUGAAAGAAAACACAGUUCCUCUACUCCUAAGCUCAAUGCUGGGAGCUUUUAGACCCCUCAGCUUUACACACCUGCCUCAAAGCUGCUCUAAACUCCAGCCCAAAAGCUUAAUGUGGUCCAUACUAGAAUUUGUAAGGUUAAAACAGCUGAAUGCAUUUACCAGAAGGGAUUUUCACAAACAUGUGGGCAUAUACUGUAUCACUUUUUAUGUAUUGCAUAUCAUUAGGCAUUAUGAGCAUGUGUGAUAAGAUCCCAGCCAUGUGUUUGCUGAUGUGUAUAGUAUGUACAUAUUUUACAGUAUGUGUGUCCAUGUGUGAGUGUUUAUGUGUGUAUUGCAAAUACACUUACUGUAUGUAACACUUGUUUUCACACUCACAGCACAAUCACAUUAACGCGAUAGAUGUUAAAGAAACAAGGUCAAGGUCUUUAAAUACACAAACCAGUACAGUUCAAACAGUGGAUUAUAUAUUCUAUUCUUGUUUUAUUAAUACUGUAAGAAGUGGGAAAAAAUCUUUACAAAAAAAAAAAAAAACGUAUAAAGUAUAUUGAACAGUGUCUGAGGUGUAAGGUUGUACAAUGUGCCAAGAUAUGCCGCUCUCCUGACAGCUCAUUAUUUUUGUAACUUAUUCUUUGAUAAUCGAAAACAAGAAAGUCAAUAAAAGAAAAUGUACAACUUGA